UGGUGAAGAAUACUAAGAUCAACCAAAGCGUACAAUAUAAGCAGAGUGACCGAAUUUUAGGCUGUAUUUGACGGAGCGGAUUUAACGUGUAAAUCAGACAUGCCACCCAAAAAGAAGCAUAAAAAAGGAUCUGUUGGUGGCAGUGUUUCAACUGAAACUUUGAAGAAAGUGACAUCAUCUAAAAAACCUUUGGAAGAAGUUCCUGUGUCAAAUGAUGUAUUCCCUCAUUGGUUGAUGAAAUCUGAGCCUGAAACACGCAUGGAAAAGGGUGUGGAUGUAAAGUUUGGUAUUGAAGACCUCAAAAAGGAACCAGAUCAAACGGCAUGCUGGGAUGGGGUCAGGAAUUAUCAGGCGCGGAAUUUUAUGCGUGACCAAAUGAAAGUAGGUCAGCUAGCAUUCUUCUAUCACAGUAAUUGUAAGCCACCUGGCAUUGCGGGAAUUGUUGAGAUCGUCAAGGAGUCAUACCCCGACCACACACAGUUUGAUAAGAAAGAUGUCCACUUUGAUAGCACGGCUAAGAAAGAGGACCCUAGAUGGCACAUGGUAGAUGUAAAAUAUAUACGAAUGUUGAAGAGAUACAUAUCACUGAAUGAGUUAAAACACUACCACUUAGAGCACAAGGCAAGCAAGGGACCCCUCAGCAAUAUAGCCCUAUUUACCAGGGCUAGAUUAUCUGUACAACCAGUCACCAAAGAGGAAUGGGAGUUCAUACUUACACUAGAAGACCAAGAUCCACCUAAGGGAAUAAAAUGACCAAACAAUUAUUGAAAGUUAUUUUGAAAGAUAUUCCUUAGAGGUAUAACAUAGAUGCAUGCUAUCACUGUUAUACACAUGGUCAUAUUCCUAAAUAGUGGAUAUUAGUUCAUCUCAUAAGAAAUUCCACUGAACUAUUAGGCAGAGGAUACAAGGCCCAACAUAAUACCAGGAAUGCCAAAAAAACUGGACAAUCAGAUUCAUAUAUUUGCAAUGACCUAGUUAGAACAAGACUUGACAAGAUAGUGAUUUUAUUUUUGUAACAAUUAACAUAUUACUGAAUACAAUGUACAGUGUACAUAUUUCUAUACAAUGUGUACAUGUGCAUUGUACAUGUACUCUAUACAUUUAGACAUGUAUUUUGAAAUAUACUAAUAGAUAUAAAUAGA
Owenia fusiformis is the source of this 1142-nucleotide messenger RNA. Lineage: Eukaryota; Metazoa; Annelida; Polychaeta; Sabellida; Oweniidae. The record is from the annotation of a GenBank genome assembly.